Molecule: messenger RNA, 909 nt
Organism: Colletotrichum navitas
Lineage: Eukaryota; Fungi; Ascomycota; Sordariomycetes; Glomerellales; Glomerellaceae
Exons: 2
Coding region: 1-909 (302 amino acids)
Source: RefSeq, a predicted model, not a curated record
AUGCAUCGUCAGGGUCACCACCAAGGCGUGCGCGCCCAUGUCCUGGACUGGCCGGCCUUCCUCCGCGAGGCCUACUCCGCCGACCACCUCACCCAGCUCCUCCGUAUCGUCUACGAGAGGGAGUGGGCCGCUGCCAAGACGAAGCAUGCAGGCAAGCUCGUCAACGCCCAAAAAACCAUGGAGCUUGGCGAGACCAUCGAGCUUAUCCUCGAGCUCGGCCCCGACGCCUGCCACAACACCGCCGCCGUCGCCGGCGUCUCCUCCAUGCGGAAGCCCACCAACCACGCCCCCGUCCCCGCUGCCGACAUCUGCCGCGCCCUCCUCCACCAGCUUGUCGCCCGGGUUGACGACCUCAACGUAGCCGACGGAAGUCCGUCGCUCUCCCUCGCCGAGAUCAAAAAGCCCAUCAAGGACCUCAAGGACGCCGCCGCCAAGAACCUCAAGCGCAAGAGGGGCCCCAAGAAUAACACCCCCGGCCGAGACCAAGAGGGAGAAGGAGAAGAGGAAGAACAAGGACAAGAGGACGAGCCCGAGGCGCCGCACGCCGCAAAACGUGUCCGGAUCGACCAGGACCUCCGAAAGUCCCUGACUGACGACUAUAUCUACCGGCUUCUGGGCGCCGGCCCCUCCCUCCUCAACGAGGAGCUCUCGAGCUCCGCCCCGUUCGAUGACCCCACCGCUCUCACAGCCAGCGACAGCUUCGGCUUCGGCCCCGACGUCUCCGCCGCCUCCCUUGUCGCGCCUCCCGGCUGCCGUGGCGCCCAGCUCGUGGCCGCCCGCCAGGACACAGAGGCCGAGCUCGACGCCCUGGUCUUGGGCCAGCACCGCCAGGAUGAGGUCGUGCGCGAGCAGCCUGUCUUCCUUACUUGCUACUACCUAUUGUACUAUAGUAAUAUUAUUCUUAAGUAA